ACGAAAGUUCAGCCGUCCUGAAAAGUCGAAACGAAACGAAAGCUGUUUUUGGUCUUUCCAGGGUGAAUCAGCAGAUAAUGCCACAGACACUUGUACUGAUCUGAAUCAGCGUGUGUUCAUUUUUUAACCCGACUGGAAUAUUAAAGGCAGCGAUACACCUGUAGAGGAUGAAGUGCCCAAAGUGUGAUCAUAUUGCUGUAGAGAAGACAGCAAGGUUUUGCAGUCAGUGUGGGAUGCUACUAACAACACAACUCCCAGAAAAAGCCCAAAUCAUAUCUACCAAAGCCCCAGAUGAAUCGACACAGUCUGAAGUCAUUCCACAGGCAACUGAUGAAGAAAUGAAGACCGAAACGAACCCAGACUCUUCAAUCUUGAACAAUCGUUCAACAGUUGGGUCUCCUAAAAGGCCAAAUGAUGGCAGCCCGAAUGUGAAAAAAAAGAAAAAAAAGAGAAAGAAGAAAAAAAAGAGAGUGUCGGAGAAAGAUUUGGGUCCUGCGUCUUUAACCUCUGAUCUCUCCGAUAUCUCCCUGACUGAUAAAGACGUAGGGAGGACACACGAGGAAGCCGUGUCCUCUGACAGUGAGGAAUCUGUGUCCCCUAUGGACGAGACUCCUGAUGCAAGCUUAGAUACAAAUGCUCCUGCUGAAAGUCAGACCAGUGUGUCUCCUGGAUCAUCUCUUGUCAACCCAUCAGAAGAAAAAACUUGUGAUGCCAUGACACUUGAGGGGCCUGCUUUACCUGAGGGAGAUGCUAACGAGAACCUGGCUUCAGGAGAACAAGGUGAGAAGGGUUGUCUUGAGCCAGGAGACAUAAAAGACCAAAAAUCACCGUGUGAUGAAGAGCCGACUCAUCUGGACAGUGAUGGCUCACUUUCAGCAGCUUCCAAAACACUGGAACAAGAACAGGUGAGUGACCAAAAGCAACCCAAGCAUGAGGUCCAGAAAGUUGCAUUUAAGACACAAAAUCCGAAUGAUGAACCUAACAACAACAUGCAAAGCCAGAAAGAUGCUUCUAACAAGACGCAGCCCCAGAAAGAUGCUUCUAACAAGACGCAGCCCCAGAAAGAUGCUUCUAACAAGACGCAGCCCCAGAAAGAUGCUUCUAACAAGACGCAGCCCCAGAAAGAUGCUUCUAACAAGACGCAGCCCCAGAAAGAUGCUUCUAACAAGACGCAGCCCCAGAAAGAUGCUUCUAAGAAAGCACAAAGCCAGAAUGAUGCAUCUAGCAAGACUCAACCGAUUCUGGAUCAGAAUGCCAAUGUUGAUCAAUCUGUUAAUGCUGGGCCAGGCACACAGAAAACAAAGGGACGAAAUCAGGAAGAAAAGAAAUCUGGAAUGGUGUUUGGCCCACAGAGCAAACCUGAGGUCAAGAGUCAAGACUCCAGUGUUGAUCCACAGUUGAAGGAAAAUAAUCAGCUUCUGCAGUCUGCUCAUGGGGAAGGAGAUGCUUUGAGUGGCCAGAAAAGUCCAGAGUCUAACAAAAACAAAAGUGAAGAGACAGACAGAAGGAAAGAUGUUCCUCCAAAGAGCAUUCCCACUUCAACUCAGCAGCUUUCCUCAAGUGAGAGACUGACCAUUUACUUUCACGCCAUCUUGUCAAAAGAUUUUAAGUUUGACCCAAAUGAAGACCGCAUAUUUAUAAGGGCUGGCCCUCAGAUUAGUGACUGGAAAACCAACCUGGUGGAACUGUCUGUGACACAGAAUCUCGGUGAACAUGGGUUUCUUGUAGAAGGGAGACUGGUGUCUACAAAGGUCAAAGCAGAAGCUGUGUCGAUACCCUACAAAUAUGUGGUAUAUAAGAAAAAAAAGGAGAAAUAUGAGUACGAAUAUAUCUACAAAAUGGAUUCGAGCGAAACUACAAACAGAUGUCUUUUUGUUAUAAGACGUCUACUAAACGCAGAGGGAGAAUGGCAUCAGUAUGAUGACAUAAUCUGUGCAGAGCCAUCUAAGAGUAUAUUGAAACGAAUAAAGGAGACCAUUUGGCAUGAACAAAGGAAAAGUGUGCUUGAAGGAAGAGAGAUUGCAGGAAAAGUUAUGCUUCAGACAAUCUUUGAUUUCCUCAGAAGCUGGAGUGAUCUCAAUCUCAGAAACUUUGUCACACAGCUCAAGCAGUUUCAUCAUGUCUAUGGAAACCCUUUUGUUUUUGAAGAGAAGGAGAAAAAGUGGGACACCUUGAAUUACACUGAAAAAGAUGUAAGUAAGCUCCUAAAGAACUUCAUGGUUGAACACGUCAUUCCAGAACUGCAGAAGGAUGGUGCAUCAAAAAAAAGUGAAUACAUCGAGCAACCUCUGAAGGCUGCGGCCAUUAUGCUGUACUUGUGGAAGCAAUAUGACCUUAAGCUAGAAGGGGGGGAACUUAAUCGUCUUUGCUCUGCCCUCUGUCUGCCAAAUCUGCCUAAAACCGAGUUUCUCCCCUUUUGGACCAACAUCCAAGAGUCAUUUUCAUAUUUGAAAAGUUUGCCAGACACGUUGGUGGACCUGAUUAACAUGGUGAAGGGAGAAGGGAUGACACGAUGGAUUGUUGCAAUUCCAUUUCUGCAUCUUCUUAAAGGAACUUCAAAACCAUUUGAACCUGUUUCACUCAAUGUGAGCCCAAAAAAUGAACAGGCAUGGGCUGGACUACAAGGACUGAAAUUAGCCUAUGCAAAGCCAUUAUCUUCACAAGACAGAAGAUCCAUGCUGAACCUCAUGAAAGCAAAUCGUCAUCUUGCGGAAGUGGAUACACUGCUGGCUCGAUCAUGGAUGUUCCUGAUGCCUGUUGAUGAGUUGGUGGAAUGCAGCACUAACAUCCAUGUGGAGCUUUUGGACAUGUUGCAACUUUUCUUUAUCAAAGCUCCAGUUGAUAUCUCCUACAGCAGUUCCUCAAAUGUGCUGGACACGCUGACAUUCAUUCAAAGCCAGCUUCUUGAACAAAAAUACAGCUGCUUCUCUGAUGACUAUGGAAGGAACUGCUUAGCUGCAGCUGUGAAGCUUCUGGAGAAGAUAUGCAAAGGAGCGAAGUCCUACAACCAUAGUUUUACAGACAUUCCAAUUGCUUGCUUGAACCUUGUGGUUUCAGUUUCAAACUUUUCCCAGUCUCUCCCUAAGCAGGAGAUUCUAGAGGAAGACCACUUACAGGCCGCAGAGAAAAUGGCAAAGGUCCGUGAGUUUCUGUCAUUGACGCUGAAAACUAUCAGAACUUGGAUAGGACAGACCCUUAAGGGAAAACUGCUUCAGACCUACACUUUGAGUGUCAGCCUCACAUCAGAGAUUGAGAUAUGGAAUAAUAUUAUCCCCAUAAGCUUUGAAAGCAAUGAGGAAUUUACCAAGGAGUGGAGGGACACGUUUACUAGAGAUUUUGAAGGAAAAUUUCAACAGGAAUCCUCAAUAGACCAGAUUGACAUAUACUGCAGUAAAAUUGAAGACCUUAAUAAUAGCCAUCCUCAUGUGGCCAGAAGUAUUGAGAAGUGUGCUCUACAAGCUGUCACCUCAAUGUGCCAGGCGAAGAAUGAAGCAAAACUAUUUGAGAGAUGCAAAAUAAACUGGAAGUUUGGAAAGCUCAUCUCUGCAAUUAUUCAGAAGUCUUGGCCAAAAACUGAGAGUGGGUCAUACCAAGAGAGAGACGAGGUGGUUCUCCAGCACCUCCUUAACUGGACAGCAGCCAAGUAUAUUUUCCAACUUCAUGGUGCUGAUGAAAAACUGAUUGAUCAGCUCUCUGAAGAGGCUAAAGAAAGGCUUGCCAUUGCAACGUCAUUAUUUACAAAUAUUUCAGAUCAGCUCAUCAGAGGAAGCAUAAGGAUUAAAGUUCUGAAUCACAUCUUGGCAAAGAAGAAUAUUUUCACCGAGUUGGUAAAAAUAGACUGUCUUUGUGAAAAUGAGAAAUGCAAAGAUGCCAAUGCCAUGAGGAGGCUUCUUCAGCUGAGACAGGAUGAGGUGAAAGCUGUAUAUCAUGCCAGUGAGCUUGUUAAAGGGCUCAUUGCAAUGUGCCGGAAUAUUCAGGAGCACGUAACAGUUGAUUUUGGAGGUCUAGAAGCAAAACACCAGAUUGACAUUGAUGAGAUGGCACUGAAUAAGUUCAUGGAGGUUCAUCCAUUUGACAUGAUCGCAUCCCGAAUGGCUGGUGUCGUCACAUACUUUGACCUUGAUGACGAUGUUCAGAACAUGGCUGAGAUUCUACACACAUUUAAAGAGAGCUAUAUUUUUAAGAUAUGCUGGGAGAGUCAAGCUAAAGACUUUGCUCAAAUGGCUGAUCGUGAAUGCGAGUCGGAUGAUGAGGAAAACGAUGCUACACUUGAUUGGAUUUAUGAAGACAUAUUUCAACCAUGCUACAAUAAAUACCAGAAGAUAUACAAGAGCCUAAAGGAUGGCAGCAUGACCUUUGAAGAAGUAGAUCUGAUCUUUAAAGCCUAUGUAGGGAAAUAUGUAGAACUAUCAGAAGAUGCUACAAUUAUGUGCAAACUAGAUACUGCAGAUGACAAGAGGUGGAUUCAGAGGAGGGUUCAACAAAUAGAACAGUAUCAUGAGCUUCACUUGGCAGUGGAAUCCGCUCAAGUAGUCAAGUUGGUGGAGCAGACACUUGGCCUUCAAGGAGACUUCCAGGUCUUGGAGAAGCUGCUUAUAGUUACGUGCUUGGACUUUAAGAAGGAGCCUCUUGAUAGUAUUGACAAUGAACUAAUGCAGGCCAAAACUGUACUUGUGGACAUCACGGAGCCUCGUAGGCUCUGUCUCCAGGAGCUGGGCCUCAGGAAGAACUUUGUUAUGUGGGUCAAAGAAGCACUUGAAGAUAUCAAUGAGCUGAAAGUGUUUGUGGACCUGGCCUCCAUCUCUGCGGGUGAAAAUGAUCUGGAUGUAGACAGAGUGGCCUGUUUCCAUGAUGCUGUUCUUGGCUACUCCUCAAUGUUGUAUGAGCUAAAGUCAGAUGCUAGCUUCAGGGUCUUUAAGGAGGUACUGAAGAAGCUUUGGAAGGCACUUGAUAAUGAUCCCAAUCUUCCAAAGAAACUACGUGACACUGCAAGACACCUUGAAUGGCUGAAGACUGUUAAGGAGAGCCAUGGUUCUGUAGAACUGUCGUCUUUGUCAUUGGCUUCAGCUAUCAAUACAAAAGGAAUCUACAUCAUCAGUGCAGAGAAACAAAAGAAGUUGAGUCUGGAUAAAGUCUUGAAGCUACGCAUUCCAGAGGAGCAUGAUGGGGUCCAUGAGAUGCGAUGUUACUCCCUUGAAGACCUCAAAGACCUACAAAAUAAGCUAAUGCUUAUGUCUGGCAAAGGAGAGCAAGGCCAGAAUGAAGUUGAUCAAUUUGCAGAGGUUUUUGCCAGUGUACAGAGAUUAGGUUCUGCAUUUAUUGAUUUAUUUGCGGCUGGAAAUCCAUUGUUCAGACUUUGGGAGGCAAUUAUCCACUGUAAUAGUAAAGAAGCAUGCAUUGUCAUGGACUUUAAUUUGCCAAGUAUUGCCAGUGUUGUCAUGGUGAAGGGUGAUGUGGCAGAGCAACUCCUAGAAGUCUGUAAGAAAAUGGAGCGUUGCCUCAAUUUUUGGAAAGAUUUCAUGGACAAGCAAAGAUCUCAGAAUUACUACCUCAACUAUUUUACAGCAGAGCAGAUAGUCUACCUGUGCAGUCAGUUGAGUCAGAAAAACUUGGCAAAUCUGGAUGAUCAAGCUCUCAUGAUGCUCUCUUUCAUCAAACCAAAUUGCACUAGCAACAACUUGAGGAAAAGCUGGCACAUUCUUCAGUAUGAGAUGCUUACAAAGCCUUCCGAGCAAAACGAAGACAUUGAUUUUCAAACCUUUGUUGAUGUUUCAAAUCCGGUUGAAUACGAGAUGGAUAUCGAAGGUGUGUCUGGUUCUGAUUUUGGUCCAGAAAAUGAUACUAGAAGGUUUGACAUGAUUUGGAAUACGUACAUGAGAAACAUGAAAAAUUUUCUUCCCAACUCCCUUGAUAUCAGAAGUCUAGGGAGACUUUUGGAAAUUUUGUCCGAUAGCUCCAGUGAAACUAAGGUGGAUACUGAUGUUGAUCAGGAUGAGGGUGCCCAUAAAAAGCAUCAAAGAAAUGUACAAAGAGAGCUACCUAGAGGACUAGUCCUUGGAAAACCAAAUCUCAUUAUCUGCCCUCUCGCAGAGAUUCUGACGUCUUGCAUUUCCAUUUACAUGAGCAGUGAAGAUGAGCUGCUGCCCACAUAUGAUGAAGUGCUCCUCUGCGAUUCUUCCACUUCGUAUGAGCAAGUAGAGCUGUUCCUUAGGCGCUGUCUCAAUGCUGGUUACAAGGGACAGAAGAUAUACACCAUGCUAUAUGUAGAUCAGCUAACCUAUGAAGUGAGCUACAAAGUGGAGCAAUUUUUCCAACGUCACAAGGCUCAGAGCAGAAAUGACUACAGGCUGGUGUUGAUCUGUAGUACUGAUCGAGAACAUGCCUACCUUCCCUCUGUCUUCAGUCAGUUUCGGCUGCACAUGGUACCCCAAGAACCGCUUAGCAGAAUUCAAGAAUACCUUGCCAAGCACUACACAGUCCCAAAGGACUAUUCCAGUGCUGCUGCCGUUUUUAAAAACAGAAAGUUUGUGGGAGUUGUAUCUUCGAGAAGAGCAGGAGUUGGCAAAUCGCUCUAUAUCCAUCGGUUGCAUGAAAAGUUGAAGUUGAUUACCAAGAAACCUUCACAGCUCAAGUGUAUCCGGUUGAUAGAGCCAAGAGUGAAUGAAAAUGCUGUUCUUCAGUCAAUGCUUAACAGCCUCAAGAGGGAGCUAACCAUCUUUCAUUUUGACAUUACUUCUUUGGUACAGAAAGGCCUCCAUGAAUUUCUCUUUCGGUUGCUGGUCCUGGGUUACCUUUUGGAUUCAGAAGGAAGAAUGUGGAAAUGCAGCAAUAGGCACCUAUACAUCAUUGAGCUCCUCCAGUCUAGUACAAAUGUGCUUAGAAACAGCUCAAGAUCUGGUUUAACUGUCCAGUCAGCCUUCCAGGAAGUGUUUCCAACUGUCUACUGCCGAACUCCAAAAGAAGUCCUUGAGCUGGAAAUGAGGAUGUCAGAAGACCCAUCUGCAACAGUGGGGGAUGACCCCUUAAUGGAUGAUAAAGAAUUCAGAAGUGAGGCUUACCAGCGCCCAUACCAGUAUCUAAAACAAUUCCACCAUGGAAACAACUUGGAUGGAUUUAUGUACCGAGGAAUUGAAGGAACCCAUGUAGAAUGCCUGCAGUUGCUGUUUCUCUACUGUGGUGUCAUGGACCCUUCCUGGGCUGAGUUGAGGAAUUUUACAUGGUUCUUAAAUCUGCAGUUACGAGACUGUGAAACAUCUGUAUUCUGUGAUGCAUCCUUUACAGGAGACACUUUGCUGGGAUUUAAAAACUUUGUGGUUGAUUUCAUGAUACUCAUGGCUAAGGAUUUUGCUACACCCUCUCUGAGCAUCUCUGAUCAGAGCCCAGGGAGGCAACAAAUGGACAUUUCAGGUGUUAGUGAAGAAGACCUUGCUCCAUUCAGGAUCAGAAAGAAAUGGGAAUCAGAACCUCAUCCAUACAUUUUCUUCAAUGAUGACCAUGUGUCCAUGACAUUCAUUGGCUUUCAUCUACAGCCGAAUGAUCAGAAUUGGGUAGAUGCCAUUGAUCCAUCAACAAAGAGAGUGAUCAAAAAGAACAUCAUGACUAAAGAGUUGUAUGAGGGUCUAAGGCUCCAAAGGGUUCCUUUUAAUAUUGACUUUGAUAAUCUCCCAAGAGGAGAGAAAAUUGAGCGAAUCUGCAAUGUUCUGGGAAUACAGUGGCCCCUUGACCCAGAUGAAACUUAUGAGCUGACAACUGACAACAUAUUGAAGAUUCUGGCUAUACACAUGCGCUUCAGGUGUGGCAUUCCAGUCAUCAUCAUGGGUGAGACAGGGUGUGGGAAGACCAGGCUAAUUAAAUUCCUGUGUGAGCUACGACGGAGUGGAGUUGCUACAGAGAAUAUGAAACUAGUCAAAGUCCAUGGAGGAACAAGCUCGGAUAUGAUUUAUAGCAAAGUGAGAGAGGCAGAGUCCAUUGCAUGCAGCAAUAAACAAGAUUACGGUUUUGACUCUGUAUUGUUCUUUGAUGAAGCGAACACCACAGAAGCCAUCAGCAGCAUUAAAGAAGUACUGUGUGAUAAAACAGUAGAGGGUGAACCCAUGAUGUCAAACACUGGCUUGCAAAUUAUUGCUGCAUGUAACCCAUACAGGAAACAUACCGAUGUAAUGAUUAAGAGACUGGAGUCAGCUGGUUUGGGAUACAGAGUACGAGCUGAAGAAACGGAUGAAAAACUUGGAUCCAUUCCCCUCCGUCAACUUGUGUACAGGGUGCAGGCCUUGCCUCCUAGCAUGAUUCCCUUAGUCUGGGACUUUGGACAACUUAAUGACUGUACUGAGAAAAUAUACAUUCAGCAAAUUGUCCAAAGGGUGGUUGAAAACCACUCUUUCCCUGAAGACUACAUCAAGAUCAUUACAGAUGUCUUGUCAGCUUCACAGAAGUAUAUGAGGACAAGAAAUGAUGAAUGCAGUUUUGUAAGUCUGAGGGAUGUUGAACGUUGCAUGCAAGUUUUUGCAUGGUUCUACCAAAAUAAUGAAAUGUUGCUGUCAGAACUUGCCAGGUAUGAAAGUAAUCAGAGAGCACAAAAAACCGAACACAGUCUAAACGACAUUGAUGAAAGAGACCCUAUUCUGUGGUCCUUAGUGAUGGCUAUUGGUGUAUGUUACCAUGCCUGCUUGGAGGACAAAGAGAAGUAUAGGAACAAAAUCUGCAAAUACUUCCCAAGGACAUACAGCCCAGUCAAGUUAAUGCAAGAAAUUUCAGUUAUGCAAGAUCUUCUUCUUAGUGGAGUUCCACUAGGUGACACUAUUGCAAGAAAUAAUGCUUUAAAGGAAAAUGUUUUCAUGAUGGUGAUUUGCAUUGAGUUGCGAAUUCCUCUCUUCUUGGUUGGGAAGCCUGGAAGCUCCAAAUCUCUGUCUAAAACCCUGGUUGCAGAUGCUAUGCAAGGUCAAGCAGCUCAUUCUGACUUGUUUAGGAAACUAAAGCAGAUUCAUCUGGUGUCAUUUCAGUGCAGUCCUCAUUCCACACCAGAAGGCAUCAUCAACACAUUCAAGCAAUGUGCCCGUUUCCAGGAGGGCAAGAAUCUAAAUGAGUAUAUCUCGGUGGUGGUACUGGAUGAAAUUGGUCUAGCUGAGGAUUCUCCUAAAAUGCCUCUCAAAACUCUCCACCCUCUUCUUGAGGAAGGAUGUAUAGAUGAUCAGCCCCUGCCCCACAAGAAGGUCGGGUUCAUCGGAAUAUCUAAUUGGGCUUUAGACCCAGCAAAGAUGAACAGAGGAAUAUUUGUUUCUCGUGGUGAUCCUGAUGAGAAAGAGUUGAUUGAGAGUGCCAAAGGCAUUUGCUCUUCUGAUGCAAUGAUCCUUGAGAAGGUUAGGGAUUUCUUUCAGCCUUUUGCUCGUGCUUACCUCAAAAUCUGCAAGAAAGAAGGGAAAGGGUUUUUUGGCCUGCGUGACUAUUACAGCUUGAUUAAGAUGAUAUUUGCUAUCGCCAAAGCAUCAGAUCAAAAACCAACUGCAGAACAGAUUGUGGAGGCUGUGUUGAGAAACUUUAGUGGUAAAGACACUGUGAAUUCUGUCACUGUGUUCACCAGCAGGCUUGCUUUUAAACCUAACCAUGAAAGCAUUGAUACCAUUGAGCUUGUGAGACAAAAUAUCGCAGCAGUUGCUCAAGAUGAGGAGUGUCGCUACCUGCUCAUUCUAACCAAAAAUUAUGCAGCUCUACAGAUUCUUCAGCAAACAUUUUUUUCAGAACAGUGCCAACCUGAAAUCAUCUUUGGCUCAAGCUUCCCGAAAGACCAACAGUACACCCAGAUUUGCCGAAACAUUAACCGUGUCAAGACUUGCAUGGAGACAGGUCAAACCAUUGUGCUUCUGAAUUUGCAAAACCUGUAUGAAAGCUUAUAUGAUGCACUCAAUCAAUACUAUGUUUCCCUUGGAGGUCAGAAGUACGUGGAUUUGGGACUUGGAACCCACCGCGUCAAGUGUAGAGUACACAAGGACUUCAGGCUCAUAGUGAUUGAAGAGAAGGAAGUUGUCUACAAACAAUUUCCCAUUCCUCUGAUUAACAGGUUGGAGAAGCACUAUCUGGACAUUAGCACUGUGCUAAAGAAUGAACAAAAGCAGCUUGUAAAAAUACUUGAACAAUGGGUUGGCCAUUUCAUUAAAUCCAACAGUCAGCAAUCACCUGCUUCCCAGGCUGCAAAAUACUGCCCAGCUGAUGUUUUCAUUGGCUAUCACUCUGAUACCUGUGCCUCAGUCAUCUUGCAAGUUAUAGAGAGACAGAGAGGAGCGAUGGAACUUGCUGACCCUCAGAGACAACUGUUGGAUGAAGCCAAGCUCAUCCUAUUGAACUGUGCCACACCAGAUGCAGUGGUUCGCCUAGACAGUUCAACCCUUUCCAGAGUGGAAAGUGAACACCUAGCAAGGGUGUACUUUGAAGACCAGAAGCACAGUUGUAUGACUGACUUUGUGCUCUCUCACAUCCUACAGGAAGAGUGGAACCAUGCCUCUUUCACUGAGGUGACCACCUUCUCAAGACUUCUGACAGCUGCAGACAUUGGGCAGCUACAGGAAGUGGUUCCAAACAUCGAGCUACUUGCAUUGCAACAGUUUGACACGGAACAUUCUUUCCUAAAGAAAAUCAGGAACUUUUUAGACAGUACCUCUGGGAACAAAAUACUAAUUAUUCAGACUGAUUUUGAUGAAGCUUUACAAAGCUCCAACCUCAUUGCAUCAGCAAAGUACUCCUCUAUCGGUGAAAUCAGCAAAUUCAGGAAGGAGCAGGAAAGUAAGGUGUUCGUCUACUUCAUUACCAAACUGCCAAGAGUGGAAGGUGGAACUUCUUAUGUUGGAUUUCAUGGCGGUCCCUGGAAAUCAGUCCACAUUGAUGACCUUAGAAGAUCAAAAGACAUCAUCUCUGAUAUUAAAGCCUUGCAGUGUCUUACCAUCAGUCAGCUGUUUGAGGAAAAGGAAGAUCAGCCUGAAGCUAUGGAGACAGAGGACCUGUAUAAAGAAGAAGAAGCUGAAACAAUGGAACAAGAGGGCAAUGUGAGCUGGGAUAAUGUUCUAGAUACCACAGCACUGGUGCGUAGCUGUGUUCAAAGUGCAGUGGGCAUGCUGAGAGACCAGGGGGAUGCAGGUUGUCGCAGCACUAGAAGAGUAGAAAUUCUACUAACUCUCCUGUCUGAUAAUGAGGAACUUCAAGCUACAUUUUUGAAAACCAUUAAGCGCCGUCUUCAUUCUCUGUUGAUGAACCAUGAUGAGCACACUGUCUCAGCAAAGAAUUGGGUUUUCAAAGAAGCAUCCAAUAUUGAUUCCCUACAAGAGGGUGGGACAUUCAGAAAUACUUUAUGGAAGCGGGUUCAAGCUGCAGUCAUUCCCUUCCUGGCGCAGCUGAUUUCAGUUAUUGACCGUGACCACAAUCUUGACAUCUUGCUAGAUGGAAACUCGGGUGAAUCAGUGAAAAAACUGUGGUUGGACAUCUUUGAAAACGUCAAGUUUUUAAAAGUUCCAUACACAAGAGUGGAUUCCAUCUCAGUGCCGAAGACCAUUCUUGUCCAGAACUGUAUCGUGGUUCAUAGGAAUACAGGCUGCUGCAUGCCAUUCAGCUGGCUAAUCAAAGAUCAUUUAGAAGAACUCUGGGUACAUGCUCUGCACAGAGAAGGCCACACUCUGAAACAGUUUGAGGAGUUCUUCUGGAAGACUCCACUUGGCCGAUAUAUUGCAGAAGCUGAACAAGAAAUGCAGGAGGAGUUUUUCUGCAGGUAUCUUCAGGAUUUCAUCUCUUUGACGACAAACUUAACUACAGAGGUUGAACUGAAGCUCCUUGCGGGAGCUCUGACAUGCUGUGUGAAUGAAGUGAGAAGUCGUCAGGAGGCAGGACAAAAUGAGGUAACCUCUUUACCCUGGAUCCACGCUGCCUACCAUGAGUUUAAGAACCGCCUGCAGAACUUCUCCAGAAUGAUCACCAUUGAGCCCCAGAUUGCUCAGGUGCUCUUGGACAACAGACAGUCCAUAGAUGGCAUGGAAAUGGUGCUCGAUGUAUAUGCUGCCUUGGCCUGUGUUGAGUAUCUGGAGCCCCAUGACCUGGCUGCUUUUACAAAUUGUGUGGCUUGGCUACGACAGGUAAAGAAGUUACAAGUCCCAAUUGAGUUGGUCUGCUCAGAGGAGAGCAUCCGACACUAUGGAGAAAGGAGCAAGACCAUGAUUGGCCGUGUCCAACAUAGGUGGCGACGUAUCCAUGCCCUUUCCCUAUUUGUUGAGCACAUACUUCUAGGUAUAGAGAACGUGGAGAAGAAUCUCAAACCAUUGGUCCUGGAACACACACGACAGUUGGCUCAAGUUUUGGACAAGGACUCUGACCUCAAAUUGAAACAGCCAUUUGAGGCAGUGAUUACCAUUCUCAAAGCCUGCAAAGAUGGAGCAAAUAAUCGGAUUUUUAGGUUUGGUUUCCAGCCAUGUCCAGUGUGUAUGGGAGACCCUCGUGAUCCUCUGAGUCUUCCUUGUGAGCACAUCUACUGUCUAGACUGCAUCAAGCUGUGGCUGAUCCCAGGACAGAUGUACUGUCCACUUUGCAUGCAUGGAGUUGAUGAUGACUUUAACCUCAUGCCAUCCGAGACCAUUCGGACCCAGAUCAAAGAAAAUGGCCAAUUCAGAAAACAGUGCAAUGCCUUCUUCAUUGACCUCGUCUCCACCAUCUGCUUCAGAGACAACUCACCACCCAAUAAAGCCAUCAUCCGUCACCUGCUAUCCUUCCUCAUGGUGGAGGCAGGGUCUGUACCCAGAAUCCGAGGCUGUGAUCGACAAUUUUUGACCAAGGCACUGUCUCCUUUUGAUGACUCUGUGGACAAAAACCCUGUAGUACGCUCUGUAGUGCUCAAACUGCUGCUCAAGUACAGCUUUGCUGAUGUGAAAGUCUACCUUCAGCAACAUCUUACAGAAGUUGAGCAGAGUAACAUCCUGGAGAAAGCUGAUAAAACGGAACUGUAUUGUCUGUAUAUAAACUGCCUUGAGGACGCUAUGUUUGAGCGGACCCAGUGGCAUUCUGUGUCUGAGCAGCAGGCCUGUCUGCUGGAAGAGAAGAACUUUCUGAUGGAAUUCUUGCAAACUGGAGCUGUGGCUACCGAAACUGUGACCAUCGAGCACCUACAACAGGUGGCCAGAAUUCGCCUGUGUCUAGAUAUGGCAGCAGACCUACUAGUCAGCAGAAGCUCCACUGCAGCUACUCAAAAGGAGAGCUCAUCUGGAGUGGCUGCAUUCUUGGAUUCAGUGCAGAAUCUGUGCAAGCGCAGCAGGAAUGACUGGUACAGGGUCUACCUCAUCAGAAAAAUCUGCAGUCUUUGUGGGGUAGAAUACAUCCAGAAGCUUCUACAUGAAGAACAGCUUAGCUGGCUGUUUCCUCAAGAGGUUCUCCAGAUGAGAGAAGGCACUAGCCAAAUUGACCAGUAUCUGGUCUAUGGUGUGGAGUACAAGGCUAUCAGAGAUGCAGUUGCCAAGGCCAUGCUAGAAGGGAAAGUAGAAAGAAUAGAGGAAGCCUGUGAGACUUGCAGAUGUUCACCUGCAAAGAAGAACAUGUACCUUUUGUUAGCUCUGUUUAGAGAAGUCACCACUUUGUACAGAGCUAACGAUCCCAGCAUCCAUCCUAACCCUGAGCAAUUGGCAGCACUUGAAAACUUCACCAAGAGCUCUAAAGCCUUACUCACUCCAGAAUCCAGGGUCCUUGCUCAGGCUCUGGUGUAUAACCAGUUGCCUACCCUGCGUUUACAUCCCAAUUUAUCGAGUGAUGAAUAUAUGGUGCUGGAGCUCACCGUUCACCUGGCAGCAGUGCUUCUCUGUGCAAACCAAGCAGUGGUGGAGCCCCUCUUACAGCUUGCUUUCUUUCCUGUCAACAUGCAGAGAGCCUUCUUACCUACAAUGCCAGAUGACAUGCUUGCUGUUGCCCAGCAGGCCAUGGGGCAUCUGCAGUGGUAUUAUUGUCCAAACGGACACCCAUGCACUGUUGGUGAGUGUGGUCAGCCAAUGGAGAGGAGUCGAUGUGUAGACUGCAAUGAAGCGAUAGGAGGCACUGAUCACAGACCUGUUACAGGCUUCCAGGCAUUUGCAGUACAAGAGGACCGUACACAGACAGGGCACAUCCUGGGGGAUCCACAACGCAGGGAUCAGCCAGAUAUGCAGGACACAAAGAACAUGUCUCCCACUCCAUUCACUCUACUCAGGAUGCUUACACAUAUGGCCAUGCUAUUGGGAGCCUCUAAGCAGCCCCAGGCUCUGAUCACAAUCAUUAAUCCCCCUGUGGCGCAACCUGGGUUGUUUCUAAUGGCCCACCUGCUGAAGGAUAUUGAGCAUCUAAGCAGAGCUCUAGGGAAGGGGGCAGAUGACACAGCUUGCACUGUCCACCUGACCAUCUGUAGUCUUCUUAAGCCCCAUAAGCCCAGUCACUUGCCUGCACCUUCUGAUAAUCUGCUUUCAACUAAAAAUGCCAGAAAUAACUGGGAGAUGACCAUGACCACUGAUAUUAUCACACACCAGCUGAAGGCUUUGGAGACCCAACUAGCAAAAGUAAAUGCCUACAUCAGAGAUGAUGAUAGGGUGUCAUCUAACCCAGUGAUGAAGGUGACAUUUGGAGAUCCGCGGCUAUUCUUGCACACUUUACCUCAAGGUUCUCUGAUUCAUGGUUCUUCUGUGUGGAGCUGCAGGCAGCGUGUCUCUCUUCUUAGCCUGGGCCACGUUUUGGAGCAGAAUGAAGGCAGGGACACACUUCCCAUCCUCUGGAAGUUCCUACAGAAAGAGGCAGAGGUGAGGUUGGUGAAGUAUCUCCCAGACAUUCUUGCUCUCCAGAGGGAUCUGGUGAAGAAGUUCCAGAAUGUGAUGGAGCUUCAAUGUGGCACUAUAGCACAGUUCCUGCAGAACCUGAAAGCAGCAUCUCUAAUGACAUCAUAUGAAAAACGCAUCAAUAUCUUCCUGUCCACAUGGAACCAACUGAGAGGAUCUCUGGCUACAAACGGAGAGAUCAAGCUCCCAGCUGAGUACUGCCAAGAAGAACUAGACCUUAAUGCUGACCUGCAAGUGCUGCUGCCACGAAGACAGGGUCUAGGUCUGUGCUCCACCGCUCUAGUCAGCUAUCUAAUUGCUCUGCAUAAUGACUUAAUCUAUGCAGUGGACAAGCACACUGGAGAAGAGACUAGUUACACAGUGAGUCCAGCAGACCUGACGGAGCUCCAUGUGAUCAGAUAUGAGGUAGAACGAGAUCUGCUACCUCUCGUGCUUUCCAACUGCCAGUACAGCAUGGAACGUGGCCACGAGACACUGUCUGAGUAUGACCUGCCCAAGAUCCAGCAGCAGCUCCUCGUGCGCUUCCUUCAGGGCAAGCCAUUUAUCACCCUCAAUGGAAUUCCAACCUUUGUAAACAGACAUGACAGGAAUUAUGAAAACAUCUUCCAGGAUGUGAAAGGCAAAGUUCAGCAAGAGUCUUUGUCCUCACUAAGUCAGUCCACGCUAUCUGUGGAACUGCAGUCCUACAGUGACGCGUGUGAGGCAUUGUCCACUGUGGAAGUAGCCUUGGGCUUCCUAGCCAUGACUGGGGGAGAACCCAACAUGCAACUGGGCGAUUAUCUGAAGGAAGAACUGCAAAUGGCUGACCACAUAGCCUUGCAUGUACUUAAGGCUCUGAGUAGGUGCUGUCUGAAACACUGUGUGGCUCUGUGGCAGUUCCUUACCUCUCUCAAAUCUGAGACAAUGCUACGCCUUAAGAGGGACCCAUUUAUUGGGAUAAGUAAGGAGUAUAAAGAAGCUCUGGGAGAAGAGGAAAAGAGACUGCUUACUGGUUUCUUUGCAAAGACCAGUGCAGACUCUUUCUUGCUGGAAAUGCAUGAGUUUCUACUGCUGGUCUUGAAGAACCCAAAUGCCACAGACACCUACAAACCCAACUGGAGUGUGAAAGACACUGUGGUGUCCUACAUGGAAAGAAAAGACAUGGAUGUCCCUCCAGAUGUGGAGGAGUUCUUCCCUGAUGAGAUACUUUUAGCACAGUAUAUUGAGGCCUGGAAGUUCUCCAUCCUCCUCAAGCAAGAACGAAUGCAAAGAUAAACCCCAUAUCAAAGUUUCCCAUCAUCACCCUGCUUCCACUUCAUACACCAGUCUAUUAUCUCAGAGUUGUGUUUCUUUACAAUCAUCAUAAGCAGUAUUUUCAUACUGGGUGCCACUUGGGUGCAUGCUGAAGUGCAAUAUAAAAAGUGACAAUCUUUGAUUAUGCUUCUGCAAUAUUAGCAUAACUGUGAAAUGACGACGGAAAUAUAAAAAGGCUAUAGUUUACACAAGAACAAUGCAGCUUCCUGUUUUGGCAGAGAAACAACUGAAAGUGCAUAAAAUUUGUGGUGAUUCCUUUUGUCAGCAUGCACAUUUUCUGGAUCAUUCCAUUAUUAAUCCGCUGCUUGUCAUUGACAGUUUGUUUACAUGUACUUGUUUGGACUUUGUUCUGCAGAAACACUUCCCAUAUAUGUACUGAUCAGGGUAGUAGAAAAAUAAUCAAAAUUUAUACUCAGGGACAUUUUGGAAAUCAAUUUAAUCCAGGAUUAAAUUGGAAUAAAAACUCACUUUUUGAUCCCCUGGGACCAGACUUGGCUUUAAUCAUGGGUUUUAGAAACAGAGAAGGAUUAUAAUGCUGCUUUGAUUUUCUGCUCCGUUAUUGAUGUUAGAAAUUGUUAGGAACCUCUUGCAAGUGAAAUAUUAACCAAUUGCCUUACACUUAACUAUAACCAUGUGUUCUGUUGCACUUUGGCCCUGUGGCCUUAUUCAGCUGUAAGCAAAGUUGUGUAGUGAAGUAUUGUUAAAAUCAAAAUGAGUGUGUUUUCCUGAAUAAAAUUUCUCUUGUAUGUUUAAUAA
Molecule: messenger RNA, 16865 nt
Organism: Neoarius graeffei (lesser salmon catfish)
Lineage: Eukaryota; Metazoa; Chordata; Actinopteri; Siluriformes; Ariidae
Gene: rnf213a
Product: ring finger protein 213a
Exons: 67
Coding region: 168-16070 (5300 amino acids)
Biological process (GO): negative regulation of non-canonical Wnt signaling pathway; sprouting angiogenesis; ubiquitin-dependent protein catabolic process
Cellular component (GO): membrane; cytosol; nucleolus
Molecular function (GO): ubiquitin-protein transferase activity; ATP hydrolysis activity; metal ion binding
Source: RefSeq, a predicted model, not a curated record